AUGCCAAGUCAGGAGCAGUCACCAACGGCGUCGGUGCUAAAGCCACAGCUCUCUGCUGAUUGUCGGCGGGCGAAGAAGCGUCAGAUGGAUCGAAUGAACCAGCAAAGAAAGCGCAAGAGAGACCGAGAGCAUCUACAGCGAUUGCAGGAGAAUGUCCAAUUGCUUCAACAAGACAAGGCAAGCAGCCUGGUCUCGAGCCUCAUGACGCAGCGGGACCUCAACGAGGAGAGAAUGCUGCGACACAGGAAAAGACUGCUUCAAAUCAAGGGCUUGAUCGAGGCCGACUUGGCUGAUCUAGGUCAGCCUGAAGAUGUUCCAAGUGACAAGAGCGAUGCAGAUGCUCUUGGUCCCUCGCCAAACCCCGCGACUUUCUCAGCGGUCGAUCCGUCGCUGUUGGAGGCAGCAUCCUCGGAGCCUGGGCCAGAUUCCACCUGUUUCCUACCAGCCGAAAAGAAUGACACUUUGGACGCACUCCUCGCAGAGCUCUCAGCCCCUAAUGUAGAAGGUGAUACUGUGACCUGGCCUCCCCCGAUGCUAGGUGCCAUGGCAGGCGCCGUCGAGAGCAGCCCUUUGCCCUCCUCACAAUCAGUCCUUGAUGGCCGUCACAGCAAGAUCUGGAGAUACAUUGAACAGCUGAUUUCCCACACAAAGUCAGCUUCGACCCUAGGCGACACUGAGCUCGACAUGCACAUCAUCAUCGCCGCAGUCUCGCAGGGUUGGACACAAUUCUCUCAAGCGGUCAUGGUCGACGCGCGAUGGAGCUGUCUGCGCGAAUUGGACGAAAAGUACUUUGCACCAAACUACAGCAAUGUUGAACGCUUGGCAAUUUUGACGAUAGCAAGUCAAACGAUCAAACAGGAUAUGAUGCAGCAGACUACUGGAACAAGCUGGUCGAAAAUCCUGCCACCGUUCAUAAAAUCAAGGCCUUCGCAACUCGCAUUUCCUCACUCAGUAAUUGCCGACAGCUACGUCUGGCCAGGCUUCCGCGAGAGACUCUCUAUCUGCCAUGACUACUACACCGACGUCUUUUUGCACGCCACGCACACAAUGUUCCGAUUUCUCUGGCCGUACGACUUUAAAGAAGCAUUCAAUUUGAAUUUCCAGACGGGAUUGUGCCAUCUGUCACCCCGCUUCCUGGCCAGCAUGCAAGACAUACGAUGCUGGACGAUGAACUCGGACUUUUUCCAAAGAUAUCCCGAUUUUCGUGGGGAUGUCCCUGUCUCUAAUCCUCAACCGGCGCAGCCAAGCUUGCACACGCUGUGGUACGCAUUUCAAAGUCAAGAAGACUCCGAGACUUGUCAGGAUGAGGAAUCGAACAAGAAGUGCUUCGGUGUGUGGGCCAGCGUCUGA
Cladophialophora bantiana CBS 173.52 is the source of this 1350-nucleotide messenger RNA. RefSeq lists its product as uncharacterized. Lineage: Eukaryota; Fungi; Ascomycota; Eurotiomycetes; Chaetothyriales; Herpotrichiellaceae. The record is from RefSeq and is a predicted model, not a curated record. The coding region runs from base 1 to 1350 and encodes 449 amino acids. The transcript is spliced from 4 exons.